GAUACAGGUUGGUGUUCUUCUUACUUAUUCAGUAAAUUAGGUGAGAAAGUUUUAAGAACGUGAGAGAGCGUGUUCGCUUUGUAUAUUCCCCAUCGUUUUUCGAGAAAACGAAGAAAAAGUAAAGUAAAGUAAAGUAAAGUAAAAAGAUUGCCGGACGGUUCCUCGUUACCUGCACGCGAAAAGAAGAUUCAUGAGGGACCCGACGCUGCGCGCGCAACAAGAGAACUAAUCCAAGAUGGUGGCCAGCGCGAGACCCCGAGAGAUCGACGUUGACAAACCCAGCCACACGGAGCAAUUAGCGAAUUGGAUCAGUAGAGUACGUUGCAAGAAGCUGAUGUGCCGUCGAAAUCGGAAACGUGACCUACGCGUCGAGGCGGUGCUCACUUGCGCGCUGUUCAAGGCCGAGCACGAGCUGCGCAGCAAGCAAUUGUCAAGGAUCUCGAAGUGGCAGCAGUUGAAAAAGCAGCUGCUGAAAGAGGCCGAGUACUCGAGCUGCGACUUCUAUAACGGCGAGGACAUGAAAAACCAACGUUCCUGUCAAGAGGACGAUCCGUGGCGAGGUCCUCUGUGCCCGGAAUUGAGCAGCCUGGACUCGUUCAUGUCGAAAUUGGGUGAGAUUAAGGUCCCGCUCCAGCGAUGAAGAAAGGAACGAAAUUGGACCGCGUCCUGGUCUGGAAAACCUAGGAUAGCGUGUCUUUGUGGAUCCAGUUUUGAAAGAAGACGUCGUCGUCGUCUGGCAACCGUGUCGAUGGGAAAUAUUGCAACGUUGCGAUUAAACGGCGUCUAGAAGGCCGCGCCUUGUAAUCGGUACCGCGUUGGUACCGAGGGAUUAGAAGUCGCAUCAUCACUAUCCUGGUGUAUAUCUGGCUGUUUUUUAC
Nomia melanderi (Alkali bee) is the source of this 878-nucleotide messenger RNA. RefSeq lists its product as uncharacterized. Lineage: Eukaryota; Metazoa; Arthropoda; Insecta; Hymenoptera; Halictidae. The record is from RefSeq and is a predicted model, not a curated record.